AACUCUGGUCACACUUCCGUUAUGUUUGUGAAAUUUGAAACGUUUUUUGCUGACAAAGUUCUAUUUUCAUGAACCACGAUUCAGCAUGGAGCAAACUAUUAAAAUGGAAGUGAAAAUCGAGAAGGCGGAGCCCCGGGACGAGAACGAUCCUACGCCUCUGCGCGAGAGGCUUGAGGAAUCUCCACGUGCCAGUGGCCUUGAGCCCGACACUUCUGUGUCGAAUUGCAGGUGGGACAGCGAUCUAGAGGAAGAUGUACAACACUCGGCGCGCCCACCCACUCCAGGAGCCAGCCUGCAGGCGACCAUUCAACCCAAGGAUGACUUUAAGAUGGAUCCCGAUCAUGUGAUGCUGGAUGAUCUUCUCAAUGAUUUACCCAAUACUCCUCCCCCUUCUUAUAGUCCCCCUUCUUCUUCUGCUUCUUGUCCUACAACUGUACCCCCCUUUAAUCCCGUCCUGGAUGGCCUUCCGAGCGCUUAUACGGCCCGCGAAAACCUAGAGGAUAUGGAUUUGUGCAGCCGUGGAGACGAAGACAGCGAUGCCGAGCUCAUAGCCGAGAAGAUGGAGAUCCUCCGAAAGUUGGCCAUGGUGAAUGAGAGUGAUCAGGGGGGAAGUGGAGAACAAAAGAAGAAGAAGAAGAGUGGGAAGAGGAAGCGCUCCCAUCACUCGAGCAAAGAGAAGGAGGAAGAGGCUGAAAGUAAGAAGCGGCCGAGGAGCAACAGUUCGCCGGAUGAAAGCCAGAAGGAGAACAAGCGGAACCAGAGCCACCACUGGCCCGGACGUCGCAUUAAGGCCGAAAAACCAGAUCUUGAUUAUGUUCCAGUGCGAGAUGACGAGAAGCGCCUGCGCGUGGUCAAGACCUCUAAUCUCCUGGAGAGUGCCCCGAAGCCCCCAAAGAUGUUUCCAAAGAUGGAAAAUCUUUCAAAACAGGACAAACGAAACCUGGGCGUGGCACGGGCCCAACUGGCGCUGGAACUGUUUCAGAAGAAUGCCAAUAAAGAUGAUGAACGCGAGGUCCUAAUGGUGGAAACCAUGUGCAAGCUGCCGGUUCAUGAUUCCUUUCGGAACCAAAAUGGCUUUGAGAAUCCCUCGCCCCUUUGCAACAACAUGAACGUGGUGUACGAGUUCAACUCGGCCCCCGGAACGCGCAUCGAACUGUCCAAAUGGGGCCUGGAAGUUUUACCUCGGCCGAUCCGAGAACUGUGCCGCAUCCUGGGCAUAGAUAUACAUCGUUUAAAGGAGAUCCAGAAAACGGCAACGCCGUCGCAACACAUACUCAAGCUGAAGAAGGAGCAAAUGGAGCUGGGAGUGGGCUCUGAAGAGGCGGAAGCGGAUAAGGCGACGCUCUUCAAGAAUGCUGACACUCAAACGGAUCACAAGACCUUCACCCAAGAUGCUGGAACCCAGGCGCGCCUGGAGGCCCCACCGAUGGACUCUACCUUCUGGCAGAAACGCUCCUUCAACCCAACCGACUUGUCUCAGCAGCAGUCAAAUGUAAUGUACGCCCUGCAGGAGAUCGCCAGGGCGAUUCCAGAUGACUCCAUUGCCGAGACACUUUACAGGAGACUGGGUCCAGCCCUGGCCAUCGUUCGCCAUACCAUUCGCUAA
Molecule: messenger RNA, 1606 nt
Organism: Drosophila kikkawai
Lineage: Eukaryota; Metazoa; Arthropoda; Insecta; Diptera; Drosophilidae
Gene: Panx
Product: Panoramix
Source: RefSeq, a predicted model, not a curated record